CCGGGGAACCUUUUCUGUGACGCAACUCUUCCGGUCCACAUGUAAACGCCGCAGCGUGAAUCGAAAAGCCUCAGAGUGUGUGUGUGUGUGUUGGUAGGAAAUAAAUCCUCAUUGUGUUUAAACAUGAAGCUGCUCACACACAACAUGCUGACGUCUCACGUGAAGGGGGUCACUAAAGGAUACCCGCUGCUCAUCAAGGCAACUGAGGUGAAGGUGAAUGAGGUGGAGUUCAACCCUCAGUUCGUCACCCGGAUGAUUCCCAAACUGGAGUGGAGCGCUCUGGUCCAGGCUGCAGAGGAGCUGGGUCAUCGGCAAGACCUGCCGGGUGAGCUGGUGUCAGAGUACGAGAAAGAUGAAGAGUUCCUGAAGAAAGUGCACAGAGCGCUGUUAGAGGUGGAGGUGAUCGAGGGCUGUCUCCAGUGUCCCGAGUCAGGACGAGAGUUCCCCAUCUCCAGAGGAAUCCCCAACAUGCUGCUGAAUGAAGACGAGGCGUAAACACCCACUCAACAUUUCCUGUUACACAACCUCACCCAUAACUGUCACUCAGAUGGGAUUGUGGGUAUUCAGAAGGAGAGAGAGAGAGAAGAGAAAUGUCUGACUCUGGUUUGAGUUGGUGCACAGCACUGUUUGGUUCAUUGUAGUUUUGACAUUUAAGUGGCCAAUUCUAUCAAUGGAGGGAGAAGAUUGGAAAAGUAACAAAUGGAAAUGAUUCCCUGAGAGAAACCCCCAGUGGUUUUAUCUGUAUUUAUUUUUGUAACUGUUCACUCUUUCAUUUUCAAUAAAACUGUCCUUAUUUCCAUGACAGCCAAAA
This is a messenger RNA of Paralichthys olivaceus (Japanese flounder), 811 nucleotides long. RefSeq names its product tRNA methyltransferase activator subunit 11-2 (gene trmt112). Gene Ontology annotation, molecular function: protein heterodimerization activity. NCBI's taxonomy places the organism in Eukaryota, Metazoa, Chordata, Actinopteri, Pleuronectiformes, Paralichthyidae. The record is from RefSeq and is a predicted model, not a curated record. Gene Ontology annotation, biological process: rRNA (guanine-N7)-methylation; tRNA methylation; peptidyl-glutamine methylation.